Molecule: messenger RNA, 1810 nt
Organism: Vespula vulgaris
Lineage: Eukaryota; Metazoa; Arthropoda; Insecta; Hymenoptera; Vespidae
Product: enhancer of split mbeta protein-like
Exons: 1
Coding region: 539-1207 (222 amino acids)
Biological process (GO): regulation of transcription by RNA polymerase II; anterior/posterior pattern specification; regulation of neurogenesis
Cellular component (GO): nucleus
Molecular function (GO): protein dimerization activity; RNA polymerase II cis-regulatory region sequence-specific DNA binding; DNA-binding transcription factor activity, RNA polymerase II-specific
Source: RefSeq, a predicted model, not a curated record
CCCGGGAGCUUCCCACGAUACACGCUCCUCCGGCUGCCGGCCGGCCGAUCGCCCGACCGACCGACCGACCGACCGACCGACCGUGCGCUUACGGCGCGCGAACUCUAAAAGAGAGGGGCGAAUUGCCGGGCCCAACUACCAAUCCGGUGGUGGGACUGGUGGUAUAACUACGGCACGCUCGCUCGUAACCAACUCAGAAACGUGACAAACACGGAUGCGUUAACGUCGCUUUCCUCGGCACACCGAGAAUACACAUACACGCAUAUACGCACAUAUAUAUAUAUAUAUUCUAUAUGUAUAUGUAUAACGAUAAUAAUCAAGUUAAUAUACACAAGUAGUGUUUUAUCACGCGUUACCUUAUUAUCACUAUUGUCAAUAUUAUUAUUCUUAUCGCCAUAUUAUUAUUAUUAUUAUUAUUAUUAUUAAUAUACUGUAUCAUAUGGUAUAUAAGAAUAAUCGCAGCGAAUAAUCGUCUGCGACUCGUGUGACAAGUGUUACUUGAUAUAAUAAAACGAGUGUAAAAGAGAGAAGAAAUUAAAUGAUGGCGCCGCAUACGAGUUAUGCACCCGUCACCGGCAUGGAGUACGAGGAACCAGUGUCAAGGACCUACCAAUAUCGCAAGGUUAUGAAGCCGAUGCUUGAGAGGAAAAGAAGAGCACGUAUUAACCGAUGUUUGGAUGAACUAAAGGAUCUCAUGGUUACCGCUCUUCAAGCCGAAGGGGAAAACGUCGCCAAGUUGGAGAAAGCUGAUAUCCUUGAAUUGACAGUUCGGCAUCUUCAUACGUUGAGGGCAGCACGUAGAUUAACUCUUACGCCAGAAAACAGUUAUGCGGACAGAUUCCGCGAGGGAUUCACGCAAUGUGCUCAAGAGGUAUCAACGUUCCUGUCGACUCCAGUUGCCGCCGCUGUUCAUCCAGCCGCUGGUGCUCAGCUUAUGAGGCAUCUUGGCGGUUGUCUUCGAAGAUUGGAAGGUUCUUCGUCCUCAACGAACUCUUCCGUUUCCUCCGUCUCGUCGGUUCCAAGUACCAGCAAGGGUUUUCCCGAAUCCGUAACGUCGACGAUUACGGCAACGAUGACGACCAUGACCACGACUACGACCGUCGGUGUACAUCAGAACGUUUACACGCCCCCACAAAGUCCUUUUAGCGUUGCCAGCUCCUCCGGGGAAUCCUUAGAAUCUUCUGGUCCCGUUUGGAGACCUUGGUGAAUCUACGUCGAAUCUACAACGUAGAUCGCAACGAUAAAAUUCUAGUGGACUCUUCGUUGGUGCGUGAGACGUUUCUAAUUCUAACUACGGACGAUAAUUGUAAUCGAAGUUUCUCUUUUCUAUGGACGAUCAUUGUAAUCGAAGGAGAAAAACGACGAAUCAUUGUCUUCCAAAUAUUACUAUAUUAUCGAACGUACAAUUUUUAGUGUGUUUUAUGGGCAUAUGUAUAUCGUUUGUCCUCGUCGCACUUCCCUCUCUCACUUCCUUUAUAAUUCUCUAUGUUUAUGUCUCUUUAUAUCACGAUCGAUAGGUAGGUUUGCUUCUUUUCCAGUAAUGUAAGUAAUAAAGCUUUAAUGUAACGUCUGUGAUAGGGUUCCAUUUUGUACCUGAGAUAUAACUAUUUUUGAGGCAAAGUAUAUCGAUUAUUAUAGAAAAUAUAUGUUAACUUGUUAAGUUUAAGAACAUAGUUUUCUACUUUUCUUUCUUUCUUUUUUUUUUUCUUUUUUUUUUUCGUAGACAUAAAGAUUCCCGUUAUCUUUUGCUAAAUGCAGAAAUAUUUCAUUGUGAGAUUAUUACAAUAAAAUUGUCUUGUUCGAAUAGUGA